Messenger RNA from Neofelis nebulosa (Clouded leopard), 2519 nucleotides. RefSeq names its product sideroflexin 2 (gene SFXN2). The record is from RefSeq and is a predicted model, not a curated record. Bases 431 to 1462 code for a protein of 343 amino acids. Lineage: Eukaryota; Metazoa; Chordata; Mammalia; Carnivora; Felidae. Gene Ontology annotation, molecular function: monoatomic ion transmembrane transporter activity. Gene Ontology annotation, biological process: serine import into mitochondrion; monoatomic ion transport. Gene Ontology annotation, cellular component: mitochondrial inner membrane. The transcript has 14 exons.
GGGCGGGAUGAGGGGCGGUUCCGGGCCUGGGCAGCAGGUUAGUACUGGCCAGGCUUCUAACGCAGGGUUCUUCUGUUGGCAGUUGUCUCAGUGCAUUCUUUUCGGGGCCAGGGUCCAGGAUGGAGGAGUCCCGGUGGUGGGAGGCUGCCUGUCGGAGGGCAAGAGACAGCCUGGGAAUUGGCCCUGAACGCUGAGGUGAGCCGAUGGCAGCAGGGGUGAAAGAAAGGCGUUUUGGAAUGGCCAGGUUUUGCUAAGAAGCGUUGGACCAGGCGGUGCACCGUUUGCAGUCCUGGAGGAGGCAAAAAACGGGCCUGCACUUACAGCUGUAUCUGUAACGUGGGGCUUGAACUCAGGAACCCAACAUCAAGAGUCGCAUGCUCUACCAACUGAGCCAGACAGGCACCCUGAAAAUCAAAUCUCUAUAAGAAGGAUGAGCAUUACUUCAGGAGAGUCCCCAGUUUUGUGUGUGAACAAGAUGGAGGCUGAUCUGUCUGGCUUUAACAUUGAUGCUCCCCGUUGGGACCAGUGCACUUUCCUGGGGCGGGUGAAGCACUUCUUCAAUAUCACAGACCCUCGCACUGUCCUGGUACCGGAGCGGGAGCUGGACUGGGCCAAGGUGAUGGUGGAGAAGAGCAGGAUGGGUGUUGUGCCCCCAGGCACCCAAGUGGAGCAGCUGCUGUAUGCCAAGAAGCUGUACGACUCAGCCUUCCAUCCUGACACCGGGGACAAGAUGAAUGUCAUCGGGCGGAUGUCCUUCCAGGUCCCUGGUGGCAUGAUCAUCACGGGCUUCAUGCUCCAGUUCUACAGGUGGACCCUGGGAGCAAGGACGAUGCCGGCUGUGAUCUUCUGGCAGUGGGUGAACCAGUCCUUCAAUGCCUUAGUCAACUAUACCAACAGGAAUGCAGCUUCCCCUACAUCGGUCAGGCAGAUGGCCCUUUCCUACAUCACAGCCACAACCACCGCGGUGGCCACUGCUGUGGGCAUGAACAUGUUGACAAAGAGAGCUCCACCCCUGGUGGGCCGCUGGGUGCCCUUUGCCGCUGUGGCUGCUGCUAACUGUGUCAACAUCCCAAUGAUGCGACAGCAGGAACUCAUCCAGGGCAUCUGCGUGAAGGACGGAAAUCACAGUGAGAUUGGUCAUUCCCGGAGAGCUGCGGCCAUAGGCAUCACCCAAGUGGUCAUUUCUCGGAUCACCAUGGCAGCCCCUGGCAUGAUCUUGCUGCCAGUCAUCAUGGAAAGGCUGGAGAAGCUGCGUUUCAUGAAGAAAGUCAAGGUCCUGCAUGCCCCGUUGCAAGUUCUGCUGUCGGGGUGCUUCCUCAUCUUCAUGGUGCCAGUGGCCUGUGGGCUCUUCCCACAGAAAUGUGAAUUGCCAGUUUCCUAUCUGGAACCAGAGCUCCAAGACGCCAUCAGAGCCAAGUAUGGAGAACUUGUGCCUUAUGUCUACUUCAAUAAGGGCCUCUAAAUGCCCCACCCCAGUAAGGACCAGUCUGUGCCCAUAUUCACCAGCUCCUCAGCUGCUCUGUAUACCUGUCCCCUUAUUCAUACUCUGCCCACAGGGCCUGAAGGCCAGGGUGGAUUUGGGAGGUGGGGAGCCUCAUGUUUUCACCCAGGCUUAUUGGACUCCAGAGGAUAAAAGUGAACAAGGGGAGCAAAAGCCAAGUCUUCUAUCUGUUCCUCCCUUAACCACCAUCUCCUGGAGACCAGGAGCUGAGACCCCCUGAGGGAGAUACUCAGACCAUUUGGAAAAAUUAGGAAACUUUGGGGAUUCUAGUUCCGGCCAGGACUGGGGAAGAGCCCCUGGGACAAAAAGAUGCUCUUACUCCUCUUCUCUUCCUCCUCGUCUUGUCUCAUGCUAUGAAACUUUUUACCCUUGCAAUUCUAGCUAACUCAGGAAGGGAGGGGAAGAAGCCUUUGCCAACGUGGGGCUCUUCUCUGUUCUUUCUCAUUCUCGUCCCCAGUGUCCCCUGGUCAGAAAGCAUCUUUGGGAGUGCUGCUAAACUUGAGAUAGUUAGGCCGUUUCAUGAGGCAGCAAAGUUUCAUGGUGCUUUAAGCCCUGUCUAUUGACACUGACUUUGAUCUCCUAUGCUAAAAUCAUGUCUGAUUUUGCUUCUCUGUGUUUGAAAAAUAAGUCCACUAACUGUGAGUAAAAAGAAUAUAUGUAGGCAUUAACAGCACAUUUUAAUGGGUAUAUUUUCCUAGCUGCCUCCCUUCUCAGCCCAUUGGGUUAAACACCAAAGACUAGUGUGUUCUGAAUAGGAAAGAGAGUUUUAUUUGGAUACCUCUGAGAAGUAACCAACCAGGACCAAAGAGCCUUAAAGGACACACAGCAAAGUGCAGCCAUUUGCCCGUCCCAUCUUGGCUGCUGUAGGUGACUUUUCAGGCUCGGGGUGGGGUGGGGGUGGAAGGAGACCAUUGUGGCUUACGAGGGAUCAAUGUCUGUCUGAGUUUCAUCAGGUAGAAUUUCCUGACUGUUCAAAGGAUAUCACUGUGAAUCAAAUAAAUUUCUUGAAAGAGUGUAA